Messenger RNA from Chanos chanos (milkfish), 2126 nucleotides. RefSeq names its product microtubule-associated protein, RP/EB family, member 1b (gene mapre1b). The transcript has 7 exons. Gene Ontology annotation, molecular function: microtubule binding. Bases 122 to 895 code for a protein of 257 amino acids. NCBI's taxonomy places the organism in Eukaryota, Metazoa, Chordata, Actinopteri, Gonorynchiformes, Chanidae. The record is from RefSeq and is a predicted model, not a curated record.
CACCGGAGGGAAACACCGCUCAAAGCCGCAAAACGUUUGUGUUUAUGCAUCACACGUUUUAUUUUAACAGCAGACUAUUGUAUCAUCAAACAGGGCUGUUGACGGAGUUUUAAACGAGGAUAUGGCUGUAAACGUGUACUCAACCUCAGUGACCAGUGACAAUCUGAGUCGUCAUGAUAUGCUGGCAUGGAUCAAUGAGUCUCUACAGCUCAACCUGACCAAGAUUGAGCUGCUGUGUUCAGGUGCGGCAUACUGUCAGUUUAUGGAUAUGUUGUUCCCUGGGUGUGUGCCUCUGAAGAAAGUCAAAUUUACAGCCAAGUUGGAGCACGAAUACCUUCACAAUUUUAAGAUUUUACAAGCCGCCUUCAAGAAAGUGGGUGUUGACAAAAUCAUUCCCAUUGAUAAGCUGAUUAAAGGGAAGUUCCAGGACAACUUUGAGUUUGUGCAGUGGUUUAAGAAGUUCUUUGAUGCCAACUACGAUGGGAGAGAAUACGACCCUGUCGAGGCACGCCAAGGUCAAGACACCAUGGCAGCCCCCAGCCCUGCCAUGUCUGCUAUGAACAAACCCAAGAAGAUCAUGAACGCAGCACCACAGCGAGCAGCUGUUGCUAAGGUAGCACCCAAGAUGGCACCUGGGUCGGCACGGAGACCAGGUGCUGGAGAUGAGGAAAGGGCAGAGCUGAUCCAAGAGCUGAAUAUAUUGAAAUCCACGAUCCAGGAUAUGGAGAAGGAGAGGGACUUUUAUUUUGGAAAAUUGCGUAACAUCGAACUUAUCUGCCAAGAGAAGGAAGGAGAGGGUGACCCAACACUCCAGAAGAUUGUGGAUAUUCUCUAUGCCACAGAUGAGGGUUUUGUCAUACCUGAUGCAGAAUCAGAAGACCAGGAGGAGUUUUAAAGCUCAUGACUGGAUGCAGUUUCAGUACCUUCUCAAUCUCACCUACCCACUCACAGCCGUCUCAAGACGGUCGUCUUUUACCCCUUCCCUCUCUUCCCAAAAUGCCUAGGUCAUGUUGUCCAUUUGGACAUUGUCUCCAAAUGAACUCUGUGUUAUAAAUGUGCUUUUGUAGGCAUAAUCAAAGUUUGAAAAAAAAGCAUGAAGUACCUCCUCCAUUGCCCCCUCUAACCUCACAAGGAAAGGGGACAAGAUGUCUGCCAAGACAGUCCUGCUGGAUACAGAGGAGUUCUUUUUUUUUUUUUUCCCCUGCUCUAGAUUUUCCGGAACUGAAACACUUAUUGUCACCUGCAAAAUCUGUCUGAGCUUGUUUGACUGUUCCUUUAAAUGUAACUCAAUUAACUGAUUGUUUAACUUUUUGUUCUUCACAUAGUAGUUGUUUUUUUUUUGGUUUUUUUUCCCACCGAAAUAGGAAAUAUUCACCAUCUGAUGUUUCACAUAUUAAUACACAACAUUAGGCGUUUUAACUUUGCUUAAUCACAUGUCCUUUUCAAAAAAACACACAUUAAAUAUACCCCAUCCCCAGGCAACAUGUGGUCAGAUGAACUGUUAGUCUUUAGUAAAUGUGAGAGGUGUUCAGUAUAGUCAUCUUAAAUAUCAGAUAUGUAGUGUUUGAAAUGGGGUAUGUAGGAGUAGAGGAUGAGGUGGAGUACAUACAUUGUCUAUUGUCUGUUAUACGCUUUUUGUGUUUUUUGUCUUAUGGAUGUCAAGAGAUGUUGUCUUUGUGCCAGCUAAAACAAAACCAGUCUUUGCAGAGAAUGGACCAGAUCUGUUGAUCAGUUCUCGAACCCAGUUACAAUUCUGUUAUAUGGUCUCGACAUUCUGCAGUUUAUGUGGAGAAGUUUAAGCUUCUUCUUGGCCUCUGCAUCAUAACUGUUUUUUUGUUUGUUUUUUUUGUUGGUUUUUUUUUUUUUGGUUAUUUGUGUUCACUCUUUUUAAAAUACUAGUCGUAUUUUUAAGAAGUGAUCUUAAAUCUGAGGCCAACACAUUAUUGGAUAUGAGGCCAAAACAUUUCUGAAUAGGACAGACGCUGCCCUCUAAGAAGAGACCUUUCUAGUUUUUAUAGUUUUCAGCUGCCUUUUAUUUAAUGCAUCUUUUCAAUUUUUUUUCGCUGACCUGCCUUGUGUUGUAAUAUUCUCAGUUCCAUUUUGGCCAAUGUUUGUACAAAUUAAAG